GAACCCGAGUGGAUAAGAAUGUCGGGGUUACCCAUCUCUGAAUCAUCGGUCUUUCCACCACAUCAACCACCUCACCUGCCGCCAGUACAACAGUUCGCCACACAGUCGCCAUACCAUGCUUCGACUUACGGAUCUGUACCUGUGACGCCUGUCAAUGCAUUUGCGCCACUGCGUCCACCACUCACAACCAGUGCCAGCCAGUCACCAGCUCAGGAUUCAAGGCCGUACACACCUGAUGGUGAACGCACGAAACCAAAGCAAAAGCGUAACAAGCCUACGCUGAGCUGUGAAGAAUGUGUUGAGCGCAAAACCAAGGUUGGACGUCCGGGAUGCUUGGCUUGCAUCAAACGGCAAUCGACUUGUAGAUACACUCACGUCGCCAAUCUGAUCGCUGAUGCAAGGCAUGUGACAUAUCGCGACUCUAACGGAAACCAAAAAGACAACGGAGCUGAUAAGCAAAGGCAUAUGGUGAAGCCACCACCAGCCAAGAUCAGGAAACUCAACGGCUCAUUCGAUGGCUCCUCGUCCUCUCCAACGAGUGCUUCCGGCAUGAAGCAAGUAAGGACUGAUCUGUUCUCAAAGUUCCAUCAUCGCUCACCUCGUGAAACUUCUGUCGGUUUCGGGUCACCUUUCCUGCAAUCACAGGUUCCCUUCUCUAAACAGACACCAUCCAACAUCUUUGGUAUCGGAUCUUCUCACCCGUUCACGAACUACUGGACAUGUCAAGGCGGUCUACCUGAGGUCCUCGCAGUGUUACCAAGCAAGCAGCAGGCUGAUAUUCUGAUCGCUAAAUAUUUUGAGUGUGUGGCUCCUGUAUACCCUUUCCUGCAUCGACGAACCUUUUACGUGGCAUAUGAGCGAUUCUGGGCCUUGCCGGAAGGAGAACGCGAAAAUGCUGAUGCUGAUUUGAUUGCUUUGCACUUCGCAUUAUAUGCUAUGGGCACUCAAUUCAUGGACCUCGCAAGUUAUGAUGCGAAGAGUUCGAGUGCUGAAUUCUUGGGCAAAUCAUCGCUCAGAGCUCUUGGUGCUCAGAUUCUGCUGUGUUACUUUUUGAUGAAUGACAACCAUGCAUCAGAUGCGUAUGCUUGGUCCGGAAUCAUUGUGCGACAGGCCUACGCAUUGCGACUCCAUCGCGACCCUGACAUAAUCCUCCCAAACAUCUCACCUGUGGAAAAACACACGCGAAGAAGAUUCUGGCAGGCCAUCCUUCAUCAAGACACGUUCCUCACUGUGCUACUUAAGCUGCCACCAACAGCCACUCACAGCGAUGUGUCAAUCGACUCUUUGACUAACGAGACAGAGGUUGAAGCUCAAGACUCGACGAGGUACACAGGCAGCAGUGCUCGCAUCGAGAACCUCAUGAGCAUCAGCGUGAUUGCACCCNCCNAAGACCUGCCCAAGCAGCCCGAACCGCCCAUACUACCACAUCAAAGAAUUACCGAAGACGUCGAUAAAGCAGAUGUCUUGUACGUCAAAUCAUUGUGGCGAUUGGCACUCAAAGUCCAGGAGAACCUCUGCUCUCCAGUCUCUCUGUCCAUCCCGAUAGCCAAAAACGCUCGAGCAAAGACAACCCUGGUCAACUCUUUCCGUGAGAUUUGGAAGUCUGCGCCUUCUUUCCUCACAACUUCAGACUACGAGACUCUGCGCCAGAUGGCUCAGAACAGCGGUCGUGCGGUUCGCCAAAAUCUGUUCUUUACAAGCAACUACUACCACUGUCUGAUGAUCAUUCAAGCCUUCGAAGACGCAGAGGUUGGUGUAGAACUCAACUUCCGCGGUGCAUUGGAAGCAGCCCAUGAGGCAAUUUGGGCCUACUUCAAGCUCAAUGACUUUUUCGAAGGCGAUGCUGGGGUAUGGUGGGUUUUCCAACACCGAGCUUUUGAAGAAGCUGUAAGUUUUGUAUAUCAAUCAUUAUGA
This is a messenger RNA of Aureobasidium vineae, 1914 nucleotides long. The record is from the annotation of a GenBank genome assembly. NCBI's taxonomy places the organism in Eukaryota, Fungi, Ascomycota, Dothideomycetes, Dothideales, Saccotheciaceae.